CCCGGAAAGGACUCUUGGUGCUCGUGGCAGAAAGCACGUGCAACGGGGUCAGCGCACACUCAUAAAACGCCUAUGUCGGAACAAGUUUAUAAGGCUAUUCUUCCGAUCUACGAAGAAUUGAGUCGCGAUGACCUGCUCCUUCGUUGCUUAGGCGGUUUCACGCAAAACAGUAACGAGAGCCUGAAUGCAACAGUGUGGUCAAUGGCUCCAAAAACUGUUUCCAGUGGCAAGCACGUCCUUGAUACUGCCGUAUACAUUGCUACGGACAUAUUUAAUGAUCGAUUAUCAAGUGUGAUGAGGGUGAUGCAGGGAUUGGGCAUGAAAAUUGGACCCAAUUGCUAUAAUUUUUGCAUGGAAGCAGAUGAGCGCCGGAUCAAACUUUCGGAGAGAUCCCUUUCAGAGGAGGCUAAAAAGGCGAGAAUGUCGUUAAAAUCGUCCAGGAAGGAAGAGGAGGAAGCGAGCAUCAAUUUAGAAGGCCAAAUGUAUGGAGCAGGCAUUGCAGAUUAAAGGUCGAAAACUUUUCAAGAUAUGUGUCCGCCC
Odontomachus brunneus is the source of this 540-nucleotide messenger RNA. RefSeq lists its product as uncharacterized. The record is from RefSeq and is a predicted model, not a curated record. The coding region runs from base 73 to 507 and encodes 144 amino acids. The transcript is spliced from 2 exons. NCBI's taxonomy places the organism in Eukaryota, Metazoa, Arthropoda, Insecta, Hymenoptera, Formicidae.